Molecule: messenger RNA, 1867 nt
Organism: Cyclopterus lumpus (lumpfish)
Lineage: Eukaryota; Metazoa; Chordata; Actinopteri; Perciformes; Cyclopteridae
Product: zinc finger and SCAN domain-containing protein 12-like
Exons: 2
Coding region: 139-1122 (327 amino acids)
Biological process (GO): regulation of transcription by RNA polymerase II
Cellular component (GO): nucleus
Molecular function (GO): RNA polymerase II cis-regulatory region sequence-specific DNA binding; DNA-binding transcription factor activity, RNA polymerase II-specific
Source: RefSeq, a predicted model, not a curated record
UAAAAGCUCAGUGAAGAAGAAGAAGAAGAAGAAGAAGAAGAACACAGGAAGUAAACAACACAGCUGCUAUUCUCAGAUUGUUGGAUGUAUGGUAUUAUCUGAGACACGUUAUUUCAGUUGUAGUGAAAUUAACCAACAAUGUCGUCAGUUGAGAACAUGAGAACGUUUUUCCUCGAGCGGCUGACUGCUGCUGCCGAAGAAAUAUUCGGAGCUUUUGAAAAAACUAUCUUCGAGUACCAGGAAGAGGUCGACCGUCAGCGCAGACUGCUGGACAUCGUUUGGAAACCUGAAAUAAAGUUACAAUGGAGAGAGCAACAUGUCUCUCAGGAGGAGGAGGAGGAGGAGGAGGAGGAGGAGGAGGUUCUCUGUGAGCAGCAGCUCUGUAUUCAGGAGAGGAGCUCCAGUCUGGACCAAGAGGACUCAGAGCCUCCACAGAUUAAAGAGGAACAGGAGGAACUGUGCACCAGUCAGGAGGGAGAGCAGCUUGAGCUGAAGCAGGAGACUGAGACCUUCAUGUUGACUCCUACUUAUGAAGAAACGGACCACAGUGAACCAGAACCCACACGUGACCACCAGCUCCUCUCUUACUUCUCUCAUGUAGCUGAGAGCCCAGAUCGGAUAGGAAGCGAGCAUGAACACUUGGAAUCAACCAGAAAUGCAGAGCAAAAUCUAAAGAAUCAACAUCAGCAAAGCAGAAAUCGUGUUAACAAAGUGCAUAAUCCUGAAGCGUCAAUUGUCUAUAAUACUCACGCGGGUAAAAAGACUGUCCAAUGUGCCAUGUGUAACAAAACCUUUCAGUUUAAGUCACGUUUGCUGAAACACAUGAUAGUACACACAGGUGAAAGGCCUCGUUUACAUAGGUCUUUAAAAUGUGACACAUGUGGAAAAACUUUUAUUUACCAGUCAUGCUUACUCAUGCACCUGAGAACUCACUCGGGUGAGAAACCGUAUUCUUGCGAUACCUGCGGUAAAAGAUUCAGUCAGAAAUCUUCACUGAAAUCUCAUUUAAGAGUUCAUACGGGUGAGAAACCAUAUUCUUGCCAAACAUGUGGGAAAGGAUUCACUCGGAUAUCAAUAUUGAACACUCAUAUGACAAUCCACACAGGUGAGAAGCCUUAUUAAUGUGAAAUAUGUGUGGAAGAUUUCAGACUUUAGUAGUGACUUGACAGUCAACAUGAGAAUCCACACGGGUGAAAAGCCACUUACUUGCCUCUUAUGUGGGAAUACGUCCAGAAUUAGUGGUGACCUGUCAGUACACAAGAGAAGACACCAUAGUGAAUUAAUUUGACUCAUCACUGCUCUGAAGAAAAAAACAAAAACCUGAGGAUCAAUAUCCACAGGAGAAACCAUCAGGCUACAUCUCUGUGACAAUGUAAAAUGUUUUAAAUAACCUUAAGAUGACCUUAUCUUAAUAGAAAGUAACCCUUUAUUGAUCUAUGUUACUGGAAUUUCUGUUCGCAAACAUCAUUUCCCAAAUGAAGGAGAAGUGUGUUCAUGGUGUGAUCUUGUCUGUUGCGGUUAAUGUCAAAUCACGAAGCGUAUCAGUUUAUGUUUAGUGUAAUAUUGAACAAGAACUCAAGAUGCAUGUACCUCAAGUAGUAUUUGACAGUUCUAUAUGAAGCCUCUUGAACGUUGUUGCAAGACUGGAUUAUUUGAGUUGAUUGUUAACUCUAAUGUUGAGCCUCAUUUUAUUUGUUGAUGUGUUUUUAAAAUUGGCUCAACUUCAUACAAGUUUUGUUUUAGGAGACUUUAGAGAUGACACACAUACACACAUUGUCUAUGGUGUGCUACAUGGGGUUCUGCUAUUAUUAGAUCUUGUGUGUAUUAUAACAUUAAAGAUGCGUACGUGAUGAUUUAAGAAUACCAG